Arachis duranensis is the source of this 2112-nucleotide messenger RNA. RefSeq lists its product as uncharacterized. Gene Ontology annotation, molecular function: nucleic acid binding; RNA-DNA hybrid ribonuclease activity. Lineage: Eukaryota; Viridiplantae; Streptophyta; Magnoliopsida; Fabales; Fabaceae. Gene Ontology annotation, biological process: DNA integration. The record is from RefSeq and is a predicted model, not a curated record. The coding region runs from base 1 to 2112 and encodes 703 amino acids. The transcript is spliced from 5 exons.
AUGGCUCGCCAAUGUGGUUAUGGAGCCACAUAUCAGCGGCUAAUGAAUAAGAUUUUCCAGCAGCAAAUAGGCCGAAAUAUAGAAGUUUAUGUUGAUGAUAUGGUCGCCAAAACAAAGCUUGGCGACUCUCAUAUCCAAGACCUAGCUGAAAUCUUCGGACAGAUCCGACGAUACAACAUGAGGCUAAAUCCAGAAAAAUGCGCCUUCGGAGUGCAGGGAGGAAAAUUCCUCGGAUUCAUCCUCACAAGCCGAGGAAUUGAAGCAAAUCCAGAAAAAUGUCAAGCAAUACUCACCAUGCAAAGCCCAUCCACAGUAAAAGAGGUUCAACGGCUAACAGGACGAUUAGCCGCUUUAUCUAGAUUUCUACCAUGCUUAGCACCUAAAUCGUCAAAUUUCUUUCAAUGUUUAAAAAAGAAAGCAAAGCAUUUUGAAUGGAAUCAGGACUGUGAAAUGGCUUUCCAGAAUUUAAAAGAAUUUCUUUCAAAACCCCCUGUCUUACAAAAACCAAAAUCUGGUGAGCCGUUAUACAUAUACUUAUCCAUUACUGACACUGCUAUCAGUUCUGCACUUGUAACAGAAACAGAUCGGAACCAACAGCCAGUCUAUUUUGUGAGCAAGUCCUUACAAAACGCCGAGCUUCGCUACCCAAGGUUGGAAAAACUUGCCUUAGCACUAGUAUUCUCAUCAAGACGCCUCCGACCAUAUUUUCAAAGCCACACAAUCAUCGUCAGAACAGGACAACCUUUACGGCAGGUUCUUUCAAAACCCGAAUUAGCAGGAAGACUAAUUAAAUGGGCUAUUGAGUUGUCAGAAUUUGACAUUCAAUAUCAGCCACGAGGGUCGGUCAAGUCCCAAUACCUAGUUGACUUUGUCGCCGAACUUACGGAACCAUGCUCGGACACAUCAAUUCCAACCUGGACCUUGUUUGUAGACGGGGCUUCCAACCCUCAAGGCGCUGGCGCUGGAAUACUACUCGAAAAUUCAGAUGGGAUAGUCCUCGAGCACUCCCUCAGAUUCUCAUUCAAGGCUAGCAAUAACCAAUCCGAGUAUGAGGCCCUCAUCGCAGGGCUCAGGUUAGCAACCGAUCUUCGUAUUGAUAAUUUAAGGGUUUACUGUGAUUCAUUAUUAGUCGUCCAACAGUCAACACUAGAUAAGCCGAGUAUUGAUACACAUAACGUUCUAAACAUUGUUGAUAACGAUAAUUGGCAACAACCUUACAUUCAAUACCUCCGUUCUGGAACAAUCCCGAGUCACAUUGACAAUAAAGGGCAGACGCCGAACUUGUUUUGUCCGAAGCACACGAAGGAAUUUGUGGAAUACACUCUGGAGCUCGAAGCCUGUCACAGAAAAUCCUCCGAGCCGGGUUCUACUGGCCGACGAUAUGGGAAGAUAGCAAACACAAGGUCAGAACAUGUGAUAAUUGUCAGCGGCAUUCGCCGACCAUUCAUCUACCGGCAGAGCAUCUUCAUCAUUCAACGAUUUGGCAUACCGAGUAAUAUUACAACUGACAAUGGCCGUCAAUUUAUCGACCAAAGUUUUAAAGCUUUUUUGCAGAAUCUUAAAAUAAAACAGCAUUUUUCUUAUGUCGAACAUCCACAGUCAAACGGAUUAGCGGAGGCUGCUAAUAAGGUCAUUCUCCAAGCUUUAAGGAAAAAGCUCGACAACGCAAAAGGACUAUGGGCCGAGCUUGUACCCGAAGAAAGUCCAUUCCGUUUGGUAUACGGAUCUGAAGCUAUGAUCCCUAUAGAAGUCUCACAUGGCUCAAUGAGGACGAUAGCUAAAGAACAUGAUCAAGCUCGGCAAGCAGACCUCGAUUUAAUCGAAGAAAUACGAGAAACAGCAGCCAUUCGACACCGAGCACUACAGCAACAACUCAGCCGACGAUAUGGGCAGAAGGUGAAACCAAGGUCCUUCAACACUGGUGACUUGGUACUCAGAAAAACAGAACAAGCCCGCCGACCUCCUUCCCAUGGAAAACUUGCAGCAACAUGGGAAGGUCCGUACAAAAUAUCAGAAGUCCUCGGACGAGGGGCAUACAAGUUAGAAGACAUAAGUGGCACUAAAUUACCUAACACAUGGAAUGUUGGCUCCCUAAAGCGAUAUUACAGUUAG